GUCUUUCAUUAUCCAGACGCAACAAAACUUUUAAACACUUUAGCAAAAAUACAAGUAAGUGCUGACAAAGAUUAUCCAUUGUUGGGGGAUUGGUCUUGGGUAUAGGGACAAUAAAAGCCUUUUUCCAGAUAGCAGGAACAACUCCCUCAUGGAGAGAUCAGUUAAAAAUGUCAGAUAGGAUAGAGGAAUACAAAGUUCAUAUAUGCAAAUUCUUUCACGCCCUCUGUCGACGACAUGGUCAAUGUCCUUUAUGAGGAAAUAGAAAUGGAAAUUCAUUGCAAAACACUUGUCUGGAUUGUUCAUCAUCUAAGGCUGCCGUAGACCACAGUUACACAAACUUCAAAGAAACCUGCAAACCCUCCACAUUGCCUACACAUCUUUAGGACACAUCAUUUAGAGUGUACGUUUGUCAAGCAACUCAACAUGGACUUUGUAAUGGGUUAGGACUUCAGUGAAGAUGUUUCAUCUUUUGGACUAUUGGGUGAAUGAGCCUGGCUAAAGCACUGAUUGGUCCUUGAACUGAAGAUUGUGUCUGAUAAUGGCUGACCAGAGUGAGGAGACCAUGGAAGAGGAGGAGAUGGCCAGGCAAUCUCAAGAACCAGAACAAAGAUCGAUGGCUGUUGUUGAAAAUAUUCAACCAUCACCAGAAACAAGGGACUUAGUCAGAGCAGAAAACACACAAAUGCUAGCAGAAAAUCAAUCAGGUCAAGGAGCCUGUUUGAUGGCCAACCAGUCUUUGGCUCUACACCGCAUUGAAGGCAGUGGUCAUUUGGUUGUUGACCACCCUAGCCACUGUACGUUCAACAUCAGACAGCUGAAGCCAGGAGCAACAGAGAAUAUUUUACCUGGAUUGGAGAAACUAACUGCCACUUUACAACGAGCUUUGGAUUCAGCAGUAAAACCAACAGGAUCUGGACAAGAGUGCACUCCACCGAAUAUUCAAAAACUAGAUAACUCCCCCCAAGCUGCUGCCAGUGGUACGUCAAUGCAACCCAAAACCUCAGAUGACCCAAGUGUGCAAGGAGCCCAUGCGACAAAAGAUCCAGCCCAGGUCGCUGCAGCCCAGGUCGCUGCAAAGAGCUGUAGAGAGGCAAUAGCAACUUAUUAUAGGAAAACAGGUAGCUAUGUGAAACUGAUACCAUGGGAGGAUGAUGACACCAAACAUAUCAGAGAUAUCUUUACAGAAUUAACAUUGGAGAAAUCUGGAAAGAAACUGGAGUCAUAUAAGGAUAUUUUCCUUCAGAAAACAAGAGAUGGUGAUUGCAUAAAUCAGGCUGUUUUGAAUGGGUUAGCUGGUAGAGGAAAGUCUACCCUCAUUGAUAAGAUGGCUUAUGAUUGGGCAUGUGGUGAAGCACUGGAGCAGUUUGAGCUUGUAUUUGUUAUAAGAAUGAGUGCAGUUGAACAAAGCACAGAGCUAGUUGACUCGAUUUUCAACCAACUUUUAAGCGGAGUAACAAGUGUAGAUAAGAACUCGUUGAGUUCUUUUAUCAGUCACAAUCAAGAGAAAGUACUGUUCUUGUUUGAUGGCUUUGAUGAGAUGAAGACCCAAGCCCUUGAUGAAGCCUUAUUUGGUUCAAUUCUAAAGACCCUGAACCGUAAGAAAGACAGAGAGUGUUUUGUUGUAGUUACCACUCGCCCCUCUCACUAUCAUAAAUUAGUGACAAGAUCAUUAAUUGAAGAGCCUUUCACACAGGUCAAGGUUGAAGGUUUUGAUAAGGAAGAUAUCAAGAAGUAUGUGAAGAGAUUUUACUCGGAUGAACAUGACAAAGCAGAAGGGCUUAUUCGGAGGAUCAAAUCCUCGAAUGUUUUAUCUGAUUUGGCGAAGAGUCCAAUGCUACUUCUGUUGAUGUGUAUUUUGUGGAGAGAAGAUUCUAAACUCCCAGAAACAAUGUCUCGUAUCUACAGUGAAGGCAUUGGAGUACAUAUUUCACAGAAAAACUGAUAUGUCAUCAGAUGAGA
Asterias rubens (European starfish) is the source of this 1959-nucleotide messenger RNA. Its product is annotated as NLR family CARD domain-containing protein 4-like. The transcript has 7 exons. The coding region runs from base 539 to 1942 and encodes 467 amino acids. The record is from RefSeq and is a predicted model, not a curated record. NCBI's taxonomy places the organism in Eukaryota, Metazoa, Echinodermata, Asteroidea, Forcipulatida, Asteriidae.